Molecule: messenger RNA, 1347 nt
Organism: Populus nigra (black poplar)
Lineage: Eukaryota; Viridiplantae; Streptophyta; Magnoliopsida; Malpighiales; Salicaceae
Product: AUGMIN subunit 7-like
Exons: 10
Coding region: 383-1225 (280 amino acids)
Biological process (GO): centrosome cycle; spindle assembly
Cellular component (GO): HAUS complex
Molecular function (GO): microtubule minus-end binding
Source: RefSeq, a predicted model, not a curated record
CAUUUUCUUUGUCACUUUUCUUUUCUUUUUCUGGGAAAAUAGAACCAAAUGUACUGUGAUUUCCUUUCCUUUCCUUUUUUUUUUCCACCUUCUCUUUGUUGCCGGCUUGUUUGGUUACUGGGAAAAUGCGGGUCAAGGAGAAAAUUAAUUUGGGAGAUUUGCCUUGUUACUUCUUUGAUGAUGUUAUUGGGUGAUAAAUCGCCAUUCUCGCAGCUAAAUCUACAACGGGAUACUAUGGAUCGUGGCGAAGAGAGUGCUCGUAUCCAAUGGCAAAUGGAUUUCGUGCUUUCUUUUAGAAACUGAUUCUCCUUGGUAAAAAGGUUAUCAAUAGCAGUUUGAGCUUCAAUCUAAUGGUUGGAAAUUUGGAAUUCUUAAGUUAAUCAUGUAUAUGAAGUUGAUAUUGGUUAUUGCAAAAUCUUUAACGGUCAUCACAAACCCAUUUGUGGUUUUUUUAUCAGAUCUGGCAGAGAUUGCAAAGUUUCUGGGCAUCACUUCAACUUUAGACACAGAAGUCAUCCAAGGGCAAGGAAGCUAUGAAGACAGAACUGAAAUGCUUUGCUUAAUAGUAGAUCUCGUGGAGGCUAGCAGAUAUGCUGAUAAUCUAGAAUGGAGUGUAGAUGAACAGGUGGUGAAAGACAUACAACUCAUAGAUUCUAUUGCAGAGAAACAGGCUCUAAUUUUCUCAGAGGAGUGCAAGCUGUUCCCUGCUGAUGUGCAGAUUCAAUCCAUAUAUCCAUUACCAGAUGUAUCUGAGUUGGAGACAAAGCUUGCAGAACAGUCAAAAAUACUUCUGAAUCUUCAGCAGAAAGUUGAUGAUUUGUCAUCUAAGCAUGCAUACAAUCCAGACGAGGAGUAUGCUGAGGUGGAAUCCCAACUCCAGGCACAUUUGGAAUCUUUUUUGGAAAUUGCAAGGUCAUUCAAUGUCAUAUACACUAAGGAAAUACGCCCUUGGACGCACAUGAUGGAAGUGCCACAACUUCAUGGGUUUGGACCCGCUGCCAACCGGUUGUUGGAGGCAUACAAGAUGCUUUGGAAGUUCCUAGGGAAUUUAAGAAAUCUUAGAGACUCACAUUCAGCUCUUGCUGUUGGGUCAUCUGAAACAAAAGUUGCUCCUGUUCCAAGAAUAAUUUCAGAGUGUGAGUGUGCUUUGACAUUCUUAAAUCGUGAUCUUGGCAUUCUCUCAGCUUCUAUUGUACGUGAGCAAGGUGACAAUGUCAGUUUAUGAUGAAUGCAUGAUUAGAUUGCUAAAAAUUUCUGACAUGACCUCUCACAACUCUUUAAGCACAUUCGUAUUAUGCUUAAAGGCUGAUUAAAUUGAAGGUCAUAGCACAACGGUUAUUUUAUUGA